Aphanomyces invadans is the source of this 1269-nucleotide messenger RNA. RefSeq lists its product as hypothetical. The record is from RefSeq and is a predicted model, not a curated record. The transcript is spliced from 7 exons. The coding region runs from base 1 to 1269 and encodes 422 amino acids. NCBI's taxonomy places the organism in Eukaryota, Oomycota, Saprolegniomycetes, Saprolegniales, Verrucalvaceae.
AUGCCCCCAGGAACGUACACUAUGCACACGCUUGACAUUCCAGAUGUGUCCGUGCACAAAGUCACUCCUGCAAGUCCCAUUGUGUACGACAUCGUGCCACCGCCAGUCCAUGGCACAGUCCAAGCGUACUUUGUCCAGCUGCGAGCGUCGACUCGCGACGGCAGCGACUCCAUCGUCAGCGAGGCGUCUGACGUCCUUCGUGUGAUUGAAUCCGACAUGGACGUACAUGACGUUGUGUUUGCCGCCCAACGCUCAGGCUUUCGAGCGCUUCUUUGCUUGAUCCAGCAAUACCCGCAGCACGUCAACGUCGCGUCAUAUGCCACCGCGGCCAUCGUGCGCAUCAUGGAAAAGCGCCGCCAGUCAGAAGACUCGCCAGCUCACGACGACAAGUGGAGUGCCUCCUCCGACGAUAGCGACGACGAUGUUUGCGACCACAACGCAAUGCACAGCUCCGAGAUCGUAUCCGAUUUGGUCGACAUCGUGCUCAAGCGCAUGGAAACGUUUGCAAGCGACGUCAACAUGCAGCAAUGGGGCACCCGAGCUGCCAGUUGCAUCCUCAUGCACGAACUCAACAAGCCCGCCGAGACACUUUUGCAAGGAGUGGUGGCAACUACAUACACGUACGUACAUUUGGUUCUUCGCGCAAUGUCGAAGUUGUGCGCGAAUGCGUCGAUGGCCUUGUGGGGGGCCCAGGACCUGGCGAAUCUCUUUACCAAGCACCGACAGUUCGUCAGUGUCAUGGCGGAGCGAGGAGGCGUCGAAGUGUGUGCCGACGUCAUGCGCGCACAUGAAGACAACUUGCUUAUUCAGCGAUGGGGCGGCCAGGUCGUGCUCUUGUGUGUAUUCUGGGAUGCCCGAUUGCAAGAAGUGGCCAAAGGAGAAGGACUGCUGCAUCUCAGCACCCGCGUGCUGGACGAUAUCAGCGAUGAAUCUGAUGCUCGAAACAAUGCCUUGAUGGAUAUCUUGCUCUGCCUUCGACUCGUCAUGGAGAACGUGGGCAAGAUUCACGCAAAUAACUCAGAGUUGCUCGUGAGCCGCUACGACGAUGGCUCGUUCGCUUCGAUCAUCUCAACCGACGUCAUUCCAAACUCUCUCGGGGGCAAGAUUCGACAUCAAGCUGCCGUCACCAUUACUCGAUUCGUCCGCUAUAUUGUCUCGUCCAAACGGAUGGAGACUGGAGGCGGGGGCUCGCUCCUCGCCGUCCUCCGACUUGCCCUCGCGCGUCGAUGCGAAGACGGCGACGACCAUAAAGCAGAAAACUCAUUUUGA